Messenger RNA from Fulvia fulva, 1455 nucleotides. Its product is annotated as N amino acid transport system protein. The record is from RefSeq and is a predicted model, not a curated record. Gene Ontology annotation, biological process: amino acid transmembrane transport. The transcript has a single exon. Gene Ontology annotation, molecular function: amino acid transmembrane transporter activity. Gene Ontology annotation, cellular component: vacuolar membrane. Bases 1 to 1455 code for a protein of 484 amino acids. NCBI's taxonomy places the organism in Eukaryota, Fungi, Ascomycota, Dothideomycetes, Mycosphaerellales, Mycosphaerellaceae.
AUGGCAACAGGCAUGACUGAGUAUGGCGCUGCCCGGGAUGGCGGUUACAAGAAUCCGGAUGAGCUUUCGACAUCGACACCGGAGCAUGGCAGCCAGACUGAUAAUGAGCUCAAGGAUCAAGAGAAGUUCGAUCCGGAACUCGCGCUGGGCGAGCAAUUGACGGUCCAUGAAGGCGAGCAGAAGUUCAACAAGCUGGGGUGGAAAGCAUUGACGAUUUGUUUGAUCGUGGAAGCCAUUGCGUUGGGAUCGCUGAGUGUUCCAAGUGCGUUCGCGACGGUUGGCAUGGUACCUGGUGUCAUCCUCACAGUCGGUCUCGGAUUGAUUGCCAUCUACACGAGUUAUGUCGUUGGCCAGGUCAAGAUGAAGUACCCUAAGGUCGAGCACUACGCCGAUGCGGUGCGGUUGAUUUGGGGACGUCCGGGUUACGAGCUGUGUGGUGUCAUGUUCGCACUCUUCCUCAUCCUCCUAGUCGGCUCCCACGCCCUGACCGGUACUAUCGCGUUCAUCCGAAUCGUCGACCAGCCAGGCCUCUGCGCGCUGAUCUUCUCGGUGGUAUCCGCGAUAAUCCUCUUCCUCCUGGCCCUCCCACCGACCUUCCACGAAGUCUCCUUCCUCGGCUACAUUGACUUCGUCAGCAUCAUCGCCGCCAUCCUCAUCACAAUGGUCGCAACCGGUGUCGAAGCCUCCAAUGCCCCUGGAGGCCUCUCUGCCGUGGACUGGUCCCUCUGGCCACCACCAGACACGUCCCUCUACAAGGCCUUCCUCUCUUGCACCAACAUCAUCUUCGCUUACUCAUUCGCCGUCUGCCAAUUCUCCUUCAUGUCGGAGAUGCACACCCCCAAGGACUAUGUCAAGUCCAUUUGGGCACUUGGCUUGAUCGAGAUCUUCAUCUACACAAUCACCGGCGCCGUCAUCUAUGCUUUCGUUGGUAGCGCUGUCAACUCCCCGGCACUUCUCAGCUCCAGCUUCACGGUCUCCAGGAUUGCUUUUGGCGUCGCUCUGCCAGUCAUCUUCAUCUCUGGCUCGAUCAAUGGAACUGUCGUCGGCCGCUACAUCAUCACCAGGGCAUUCCCAAACUCCAGCAUUCGAUGGGUGAACAACACCAAGGGUUGGACAGUGUGGGCUGCUCUCAUUGCCGCCAUUACCAUAAUUGGCUGGAUCAUUGCUGAGGCGAUUCCAUUCUUCAACGCUCUGCUCGGUCUAAUCUCGUCCCUGUUCAUCUCUGGCUUCACAUUCUACUUCCCAGCUCUCUUCUGGUUCCAGCUGAUCAAGGAAGGGAAGUGGAAUGCCAGCACACACAACAUCGUGCUUUCCCUGGCGAACGCUGGAUGCCUCAUCAUCGGUGUUGCGACUCUGGGGCUUGGAACGUACGCCUCUGUGCAGGAUAUCAUGGACCAGUAUAACUCCGGCUCCGUGAGAGGAUCCUUUACGUGCGAUAGUAGUUCGUAUGCAUAA